AUGGUCGCUCCGUCCUGCUGUUUAGAAUAUCGACCAACAAUCUACUUCUGGCUUAUUCUAUUUUUCGUAGUUUUUCCGUGUCUCUACAUAACUGGCAGAGUGAUCACAUGCGCUAUUGAAGUUUUAUUGAGAAUGCUAUGGGCUGUAAUCAGUUUCAUUUAUUGGGAUUCGGAGGAAGAUGACAUCGAUCCUUCACAAUAUGAGCCUCCAAAGCACAACUCUCAAAAUAAAUCACAAAAAGAAAAACGAAUAGCCAGGCAGAACAUCAAAGUUGUAUCUAAGCAAAUCAAGGCCUCUUCAACUCAGACAGAUCAAUCAAUGAAUUGUCACAUAAGUUAUAUAAAGAAGAUUCACUCUUCCGAUAACAGUGAUUCUCUUAUAUCUGAUGAUGAGAUAUCUCAAACAACUAAUGGGACUGCUCCUCAUGAUAUGUAUAAUUCCACUCUGACACAUCUUAGAACUCACAUGAGUUUGAAGUGA
This is a messenger RNA of Auanema sp. JU1783, 480 nucleotides long. NCBI's taxonomy places the organism in Eukaryota, Metazoa, Nematoda, Chromadorea, Rhabditida, Rhabditidae. The record is from the annotation of a GenBank genome assembly.